This is a messenger RNA of Mus caroli (Ryukyu mouse), 1871 nucleotides long. It is a transcript of the gene Gjb3, whose product is annotated as gap junction protein beta 3. The record is from RefSeq and is a predicted model, not a curated record. Gene Ontology annotation, molecular function: gap junction channel activity. Lineage: Eukaryota; Metazoa; Chordata; Mammalia; Rodentia; Muridae. Gene Ontology annotation, biological process: cell-cell signaling. Gene Ontology annotation, cellular component: connexin complex.
GUUUGCAAGGUGUUUCACACCCUAAUGUCAUUGCAGUCCUUGCAACAGCCCUGUCAGUGGCCACCAAUGUCCCCAUUCCACAGGCGAGCACGCGGAGCCUCCGCAAAGGAGCCUGCUGUUCCCUAGUCAACGCAGCUGCUCCUGGAUUAGAACUUGCAUCCCUGAGGCGACUCCGGGCUCCUCCCCGGCCGCCCCUCCUCCACGCUGCCUCUGGCUGUGCUGGCCAGGAGCCUCACCGAGGCCACAGAGCUCGGCUUGGCUCCGGCCUCGUUCCUCCUCUGCUGUGGGUCUUGGGCACGUGGAGCCAGGCUCCCACGGUGGCGGCGCCGCUGACUGUGGGCACAGCCCCCCGAACCCUGAGCAGGCACCAUGGACUGGAAGAAGCUCCAAGACCUAUUGAGCGGCGUGAACCAGUACUCCACGGCAUUCGGGCGCAUCUGGCUGUCAGUAGUGUUCGUCUUCCGGGUGCUGGUGUAUGUGGUGGCUGCCGAGCGUGUGUGGGGUGACGAGCAAAAAGACUUUGACUGUAACACCAGGCAACCCGGCUGUACCAACGUGUGCUAUGACAACUUCUUCCCCAUCUCCAACAUCCGACUCUGGGCCCUGCAGCUCAUCUUCGUCACGUGUCCGUCUAUGCUGGUCAUCCUGCAUGUAGCCUACCGUGAGGAGCGGGAACGGAAGCAUCGCCAGAAGCACGGGGAGCAGUGCGCCAAACUGUACAGCCACCCGGGCAAGAAACACGGCGGCCUGUGGUGGACCUACUUGUUUAGCCUCAUCUUCAAGCUCAUCAUCGAAUUGGUCUUCCUGUACGUUCUCCACACGCUCUGGCAUGGCUUCACCAUGCCGCGUCUGGUACAGUGCACCAGUAUAGUACCCUGCCCCAACACCGUGGAUUGCUACAUCGCUCGGCCCACGGAGAAGAAGGUCUUUACCUACUUCAUGGUAGGCGCUUCUGCCGUCUGCAUUAUUCUCACCAUCUGUGAGAUCUGCUACCUCAUCUUCCACAGGAUCAUGCGAGGCAUAAGCAAGGGCAAGUCCACAAAGAGCAUCAGCUCCCCGAAGUCCUCCAGCCGGGCCUCCACCUGUCGCUGUCACCACAAGCUGCUGGAGAGUGGCGAUCCGGAAGCAGAGCCAGCCAAUGAAAAGCUGCAGGCUUCAGCACCCAGCCUGACCCCCAUUUGAACCAGGUGCUAGAGAAGGGGUGAGCCGGGAGGUGCUGAAGGUGAAGGGGUCCUGGGGGCUCUGAGUGCCCCCACUUUGAAUUCACUAAGCUAGCCAAUUGUGUUUGAAGCAGAUAUUUGUGGGUGCUGGGCUCCAUGCCGGCUACCUGGUUUAGGUAGCAUAACAGACCCAGCUUCAGAGAGACAUUUAGAUGAGCAAAUUUACUACAUGCAUGCAAGGGUUUACUAGCGCUGGGAUGGUACACAGGGUUUCUACCUACCGCAGGGGACUGCCGGGCUGGGCACCCUCUCAGAAAAGCACAGUGAAAGAAAGGAGAUGGGGCUCUCCAUCAGACAUAGCAACAGCAAAAAGAACUGGGGAAUCUCAGAGGAGAGGCGCUGACUUUAGACUGGGGACAGCCAGCCAGAGGGAGGCUUUACUACUCAACCAUGAAAAGGCUUGGCACAACCUUCUCGAGGCCAAAGAGCAAGUGUGGGUAGCAGGUCUACUGCUGCUUGAGACACACCCACAGGCCCCGCUGGAUCCCCCUUCGCCAACCUCCACCUUCUCCCUCCCACCAGGGUGCUGUGCCCACUGCACCCUGUAGCCAGGACCUUGGUGGCAUGCGUAUCCUGCCAUAUCCCCGGCAUAUAUCCUUGACAUAUCCAAAGUCCGUUUCCUUAAAAGCAAUAAAGUUGUGUUUUAUACAA